UAUUUAUGAUGUCAAAAAUUUGUGUUUUUGAUAAAAUAUUGAACAGUAUUUAUUUUUGAUUGAUAAGACCUAAAUGCUUGAGAUUUAAAACUAUUCAUCCUUUCUUAAGUAUUGUUAAACAUUAUGAAUGGCAACUAGUUUGGGGCAGUGUUUCAACCUAUUGACUAAUAUUAGAAAAUGUUAUUCGUUAAAAAGUCAAUAAGUUUUCUAGUGUAAACAAUUUUGUACCUUAUUCUUGUUUGGAAACAAAAAACUGUACAACCAAAUAAUUGUAAUAGAAAAAAUGGGACAUCAAAUUUCAUGACAACCAUAAAAUUACCCUUCUUAAAAAAGUUUUGCUGCUGUAUGGAGUUGGUUACUGGAGUGCGGGUUGUCACUGGAUUUGCUCUUGUAUUAGGAGAUUUUUAUAUUGUAAUGGGUGCCACGCUGUAUGAUGACUUCUACCCAACUUUGGUUUUAGCUUCUGCUGUCUCUUAUUACAUUUCGGGAGGACUCUAUUGCUUAUGGUUUUUGUUUCUCCUUCUUUUUCAAACUUCCACGUCCAGCAGGUAUGCUCGGACAGUGAUGUUGGUGCAUACCAAAGUUCUCAUGGUCUGGCUUCUAGUUGUGAUUAUAUUGUUAGCAUUAUCAGUUCAUGCUCUUUCAAGGUACAAACAUGUUUCUGUUUAUGAAAAAGAGAAACAGUUGAUUUAUUUUGGAAUACUUUCUGCCAUUUCUGCUUUUGUAAUGACUACUUACAGUUUAUGGAUACUGGAAAGCUAUAUUUACUGCUUGGAAGUGGACGAAGCUUCGACUAGAACCACAUCACAUAUUCCUGAAGAGGGUGAAAGAUUUGAAUCUAAUGAAAACCAACUGCUUCAACUGGAUCAUGAACAAUCUGAGAAAUUAUCUAUAAACGAUUUACAAAUGAAGCUAUCCAAUGGUAAUGUGGAGUCUGAAAACGUCAGACUUUCUCAAAUAUCUGUUUUGUCAGAUUCCAACUCCUCCAUAAUGGUAUCUGCUGAAGAUCAAUGUAAAGAUAGUGUAGUAAACAUUAAUGAAAAUAAAAGUUAGAUACAAUUAGAUUUGGGGAAAUAAAAUAAAAUUGCAGCAACGUUUUAAAGGAGACUCAUCUUUAUUGUCUACUUGGAGAAAUAUGCCAUAAUUGUAUA
This is a messenger RNA of Macrosteles quadrilineatus (aster leafhopper), 1151 nucleotides long. RefSeq lists its product as uncharacterized. The record is from RefSeq and is a predicted model, not a curated record. The coding region runs from base 301 to 1053 and encodes 250 amino acids. Lineage: Eukaryota; Metazoa; Arthropoda; Insecta; Hemiptera; Cicadellidae. The transcript has 6 exons.